UCUCGGUAUGCAUGUUCAUUUUCUAUCCUGCGAUCGGUGAAAGCCUCGGAAGCACGUGUGUGCACUCUGGCAAAGCUCCACGUGAUCAAUAACUUUCAAACCGCGAUUCGGAAUCAUCUAGCAUCCAAACGACAUUCCUCCCCACCAAGCCCUAAAGAACAAAGACCCUGUCAAGAUAGUAAAAACACGUCGCACACACGAUAUACACUACACACCAACAUGCGCAUCAAACUUAUGUAGGUACAUAUAUUACAACCCAGCUCAGCUCGCCAUCCAACACCCGCGUGCAUCGCUUACAAGUAUGUAACCAACAAUGUCGCUCUACGCACGUAUAUAUAUAUAAAGGAACUAAAAGCAUGUCAUCGUCGUCCCCCCCUCCCAUUUACCGAUAUGCACGCACGUAUUAGGUAACUAACCCUAGUUCGCAUGCCAUCAUGCAUCGGCGUAUCCGUGGACGAACGCCUUCUCGCGCGCAACAAUAAAAUAACAAGGGUCGUUCGGCUCGGAGUAAGGAGAAUUUAUCCUCAUUUAUUUAUUUUUGUUUACGAUUUUUCCAGCUGUUUGUUACAGAUUGAUGGAAAAGGGUUUGGACUUGGGUUUGAGUUUGUAUUGGAAAUUAUAGAAUUGUUUGUUUGUGGUUAG
Messenger RNA from Periconia digitata, 642 nucleotides. The record is from the annotation of a GenBank genome assembly. Lineage: Eukaryota; Fungi; Ascomycota; Dothideomycetes; Pleosporales; Periconiaceae.